AUGGAGUAUGUCGGGUUCCUUCGUGGCGACAGCGAAGACAUGUAUUGGGCCGAUGUUACGCCGCUAACCCAAGACAGCAUAUUCGGAAGCCAGAUCCCAGCGGCGGAUGUCCAGAGUGGGGAGCCUACUGGAGAUGUCGCUCCUGGGGGUGGCCGUGGAGCCAGUUACAGGAUUGAGGAGGACCUUCUACUGGUGGGGGCAUGGCUGCAAGUGAGCAUGGAUCCCGUGGUAGGGAGCAAUCAGACGUUCGGUGCUUUCUGGCAGCGGGUGGAGACUUUCUACCACGAGAACAAAAAAUUCUCGUCCACCCGCAAUCGGAAGUCACUUCAGGGGAGAUGGACUUUCAUCAAUGGUAUGGUGCAGAAGUUCUGCGGCCAUUAUGCUAGGGCGCAGCGCAACAGGAGGAGCGGAACAACCGAGGCGGAGAUGGUCGUGGAGGCGUGCACGAUGUUUCAAGCCGCUGAGCACAAGGAGUUCACCUUGCUGCCAUGUUGGAGGGAGUUGAGGGAUCAUCCCAAGUGGCAGGUAGAAAGCUCGCGCAAAAGGCAGAAGGUCUCCGCCGCGGGAAGCCCCUCAUCGACACCCAAUGUAGGCUCAUCUGCCGGCUUCAAUGGAGCGGAGGAUGUGGAUGCAACUCCAUCCAAUGCCGGUGAACGUGGCAAACGGCCACCAGGUCGGACUCGGUCGAAGGAAGCCCGCGGUAAUUCAUCGUCGAGUUCAGCCUCUGGGCCCAUGACGGACUUAUUCGAUCGGCAGUUGGCAAUGAAAGACAAGAUUGAAAAGGAAAGAGCUGAGAGGUUUGCAGAGUUGAUGGAUGUUGAGCGGCAAAGGCUAAGGCUCGAGGAAGAACGAAUGAAAAUGGAACUUGAAAAGGAGCAGCAGAGGCUAAGGCUCGAGGCGGAGCGUAUGCAAAUGGAGAAGGAAAAGGAGGAGAGGCACAUAAUGAGCAUGGACCUUUCUCAAAUGGACGAGGACCAGCAGGCCUACUACAAGAGCCUCAGGCAGAGCAUCAUUGCCGCUAGGCGCGUCACCGGAGGCCCAUCUUUGUGA
This is a messenger RNA of Phragmites australis (common reed), 1050 nucleotides long. RefSeq names its product glutathione S-transferase T3-like. Lineage: Eukaryota; Viridiplantae; Streptophyta; Magnoliopsida; Poales; Poaceae. The transcript is spliced from 2 exons. The coding region runs from base 1 to 1050 and encodes 349 amino acids. The record is from RefSeq and is a predicted model, not a curated record.